Sitodiplosis mosellana (orange wheat blossom midge) is the source of this 1251-nucleotide messenger RNA. RefSeq lists its product as uncharacterized. The transcript is spliced from 2 exons. The annotation marks the transcript as partial. The record is from RefSeq and is a predicted model, not a curated record. NCBI's taxonomy places the organism in Eukaryota, Metazoa, Arthropoda, Insecta, Diptera, Cecidomyiidae.
AGAAAACGCUUACGAAGUGCCGCACAAAAAAAACGGAGAGAAAAAAACCGGUUUUUAAACGUUGCGUUGCGUUAUUUUUGUGCGGUACGUAAACAGAACCUCACUCUCUUCUGUUUGACAUUUCAUGUAGAACGUUUCAGCUGUUUACAACUAAACUGAACUAAACUAAAAUAUUAUUUAUUUUUUUCCAACGAAGAAUAUAUUUAUUUCUUCAAAGAAAUGUCGGAAAGUGACGUGAUCAAUCAUCCCGUUCAAGCCUAUUUUGAAUAUUAUGCGGAUUCGAAAACAAGCAUUUGCAAAGUGUGUAAGAAAUCGUACAAAAAUCGGCAUUCAGGAAAUCUAUUGAAUCAUUUGAAAAGGAAACAUCAUGUUUUGUAUUCUGUGAUUUUACCAAAAUGCAUUAAAUAUACAAAACCCAAAGAAGUAAAAAAGGCAACAAUAAACGUAACAUUUAAUGUCGAGGAUUUAAGGAAGGCUUUUGUAGCUUGGGUGACAGUCGAUGCUCGUCCGUACAGUUUGUUCAGUGAUGUUGGAGCAAAGAGCGUAUUAGAUCCAAUUUUCGAUGCUUGUGAUAAAGCGGGACUCAAUUUACGUGUCAAUAAUCAAAAUGUGAAGGAUUUAUGUAUGGAAUAUCAACAACGAAUCGAACACGAGAUCAUUGAACAGACCCGGGACAAAUUCAUUUCGGUGAUAAUGGACAUUGUGGAUAUUCAAAAUAGAUCGUAUCUCGGCAUAAGUAUUCGAUAUGAAUAUUGUGGCAAACCAGUUACCCGAUUCAUCGCUGUAAAGCGAUUAUUGGCAAAUCACACCGGCUCUUUGGCUGCAAAACUGUUGAAGGAGGCUCUUGAUAAGCUUCACAUCUCGAUGGAUGAUAUAAUUUCAAUCACUACCGACAACGGAGCGAACCUGUUACGGGCUAUCAAAAUUUGGCAACUUUUUCAGUCACACUUGUUAGAUGACUUUCUGGAUAUUGACUUGCCAUUCACUGCACAACAAGAAGCCUACGAUUUAUUCAUCGACAAAGAGCUGAAAAAGCAUUCAAACACGAUCAAAAAUGAUGAAUCUGAAAAAUAUUGCCUUGGAGUUCGUUGUGCGGCUCAUACACUGAAUCUGGUAUUUGAUACUGCACUGAAGGCAUCUCCAAGUGAUGAAAGUGCCAUUGAAUUUGGUCGUGACUUAAUCAAAAAAUUGCGAACGGGAAAUAUCGAAAACUUGAUUCAACUCAGAGAGUUGCCAAAACCGCAAAUUGAU